Molecule: messenger RNA, 1191 nt
Organism: Zea mays
Lineage: Eukaryota; Viridiplantae; Streptophyta; Magnoliopsida; Poales; Poaceae
Exons: 4
Coding region: 73-849 (258 amino acids)
Biological process (GO): regulation of DNA-templated transcription
Cellular component (GO): nucleus
Molecular function (GO): DNA-binding transcription factor activity; sequence-specific DNA binding; protein dimerization activity
Source: RefSeq, marked validated
GAACUCAUCACUCCCGCUUCCAGCUUCCCGCAGCGAGCAUCAAAAGGAGAAGAGCGAGAGAGAGCAGCAGGCAUGGAAAUGGGCGACAGCUUCGAGUACUACUGGGAGAUGCAGCAGUACCUGGAGUCAGAGGAGCUCAGCCUCUACAUGGGCACCCAGGACGAUGCCCUGUCCUGCUACGACUCCAGCUCGCCGGAUGGCUCCAUCUCCAACUCGUCCUGGGCGCCGGCGGGCGUGGCGGCCACGGCGUCCGAGAAGCGGGAGGGCCCCGGCGGCGCGGCGGCCGCGAACAAGAACAUCCUCAUGGAGCGCGACCGCCGGCGCAAGCUCAACGAGAAGCUCUACGCGCUGCGCAGCGUCGUGCCCAACAUCACAAAGAUGGACAAGGCGUCGAUCAUCAAGGACGCGAUCGAGUACAUCGAGCAGCUACAGGCGGAGGAGCGGCGGGCGCUGCAGGCGCUCGAGGCCGGCGAGGGGGCGCGCUGCGGCGGCCACGGGCACGGCGAGGAGGCGCGCGUGGUCCUGCAGCAGCCCGCCGCCGCCCCGGCGCCCGUGGAGGUCCUGGAGCUGCGCGUGUCGGAGGUGGGCGACCGCGUGCUGGUGGUGAACGUGACGUGCAGCAAGGGCCGCGACGCCAUGGCCCGCGUGUGCCGCGCCGUCGAGGAGCUCCGGCUCCGCGUCAUCACCGCCAGCGUCACCUCCGUCGCCGGCUGCCUCAUGCACACCAUCUUCGUCGAGGUGGAUUCGGACCAGACGAAUCGUAUCCAGAUCAAGCACAUGAUCGAGGCCGCUCUCGCCCAGCUAGAUGAUGCCUCCGCGAGCCCGCCGAGCGUGAUGAGCUACUAUUAGAAUCGGACAACCGUCACGCUGACAUGCACGAGCCGGCCUAGCUACUGUGGCCGACCGGUACUGUUCCGUGCGCGUAUAUAGGAACUAGGAAGAAGUGGGUGCUUUGUUUGCUAUAUAUGAGGCACUAGGUCAGGGGGUUUUGUGAUGGGGCUUUAUGCAACUUUGAUGUAAUGGACCGAAAACGACAGAUUGAGUGUUGGCGGCUAGCUCCCAUAUGUUUAGAGUCUAGGGAAGGAAUAAAUAAUCGAGACAAGUCUUAUCCCUGUAUUUUUGUAGAGAGGUAUUUGAAACAAGAAGUUCAUCAAAUACAAGGGAAAAAUGUCAUGGCGACAAAUAUGUUAG